GUAUCACUUAUUCUUUUACCCGUAAAUUUAUAAUUUUGAAAGAGAGAUUUAUUUUAGCAAAAGCUAAAGCUAAAGCUACAAUGUCUAUGAAUCCGCUAUCCUUAUGGGUUCUAAUUUUCCUUCUGUCUCUGGUUUUCCUUAUUAAAAGAAAGAUAGAAGUUGGAAAAGGAAACAAGCAGCUUCCUCCAGGCCCUCCUAAGCUUCCAAUAAUAGGCAACCUGCAUCAACUUGGACGACAACCUCACCGUUCUUUGUGGCAACUUUCCAAGAGAUAUGGUCCUGUCAUGUUUCUCCAAUAUGGUGCUGUACCUACUGUCGUGAUAUCCUCAGCCGAGGCAGCAGAAGAAGUCUUGAAGAUUCAUGAUAUUCAUUGUUGCAGUAGACCUGCUUUAGCUGGUGCAGGAAAACUUUCAUACAAUUUUUCAGAUAUAUCUUUUUCACCAUAUGGUGAAUACUGGAGGCAGAUUAGAAAAAUCUGUGUUCUUGAGCUUUUCAGCAUCAAAAGGGUGCAGUCUUUUCGCUUCAUCCGGGAAGAAGAAGUUACUUCACUCAUCAAUUCAAUCUCUCAAGCAUCAGCUUCUGCAACUCCUGUUUCUCUGACUGAGAAGUUGACGACUCUGGUCACAAAUAUAACAUUUAGAAUGGCUUUCGCGACGAACUUCGAAGCAACUGAUUUCGCUAAGGAUAGAUUUAGAAUAUUAAUUGAUGACGCUAUGUCCUUACUAGGAAGCUUCUCUGCAAAUGAUUAUUUUCAACAUGUAGGUUGGAUUAUUGAUAGGAUUACUGGUUAUCAUGCCAGAGCAGAGAAAGUUUUCCAGGAUUUGGACACUUUCUACCAACAGAUAAUUGAUGAACACCUUGAACGUGGUGGGACGAUAAAUAAAGGACAGGAUGACAUUGUGGAUGUACUCCUCAAAAUUGAGAGAGAUCAAGCUAGAAUUGGUUCAAUUCAGUUUACGAAAAAUCAUAUUAAGGCAGUUCUCAUGGAUUUGUUUUUCGCUGGAGUUACAACUGGUUCUGAUACCCUAACGUGGGCUAUGGCUGAGCUUGUCCGGAAACCAAAAGUGAUGGCGAGAGCACAAGAAGAAGUCAGAAAUGUAAUAGGAAAAAAAGAAAGAGUUACAGAAAGUGACAUUAACGAGCUGCAUUAUCUCGAGAUGGUAAUAAAAGAAACUCUGAGAUUACACCCUCCUGCUCCAUUGCUACUACCAAGAGAAACCAUGUCGAAAUUCAAAAUCAAUGACUAUGAAAUUUAUCCUAAAAUGUUGAUCCAAGUCAAUGUUUGGGCAAUUGGACGAGACCCUAAAUACUGGAAGAACCCAGAAGAGUUCUUACCUGAAAGAUUUAUGGAUAGCUCAAUUGACUUUAAAGGACAAAAUUUUGAGUUCUUACCAUUUGGGGGUGGUAGAAGAAGUUGUCCCGGACAAUACAUGGGAACUAUAUUAUUAGAGCUCGUACUUGCAAAUUUGCUAUACUUUUUCGAUUGGAGACUACCAAAUGAUGUUACAGAUAUCAACAUGGAAGAGAAAGAUGGUCCUAGUCUUACUGUAUCAAAAAUGGAAGCUCUCGAACUUGUACCUCUCAAAUACUUGUAGAAGAUGAUAAUAAGUUGGACUGAAACACAUUUCUUAUACUUUUUAGUGAUUACUGUGAGAUUAGGUGGGCUGCCUUUUCUAGUUGGCAACAAUGAAAAAUUAUUAUCUCUUUUUCAGAUUUA
This is a messenger RNA of Ricinus communis (castor bean), 1717 nucleotides long. Its product is annotated as cytochrome P450 71B36. The transcript is spliced from 2 exons. The record is from RefSeq and is a predicted model, not a curated record. Lineage: Eukaryota; Viridiplantae; Streptophyta; Magnoliopsida; Malpighiales; Euphorbiaceae. Gene Ontology annotation, molecular function: iron ion binding; oxidoreductase activity, acting on paired donors, with incorporation or reduction of molecular oxygen; monooxygenase activity. Bases 81 to 1595 code for a protein of 504 amino acids.